This is a messenger RNA of Diceros bicornis minor, 404 nucleotides long. Its product is annotated as probable cystatin-15. NCBI's taxonomy places the organism in Eukaryota, Metazoa, Chordata, Mammalia, Perissodactyla, Rhinocerotidae. The record is from RefSeq and is a predicted model, not a curated record. The transcript has 3 exons. The coding region runs from base 24 to 404 and encodes 126 amino acids. Gene Ontology annotation, molecular function: cysteine-type endopeptidase inhibitor activity.
CUCUGGUGCUGACGCUGGACACCAUGCUCCUGCAGGUGCCUCUGCUCCUGGGGCUCAUUGUGCUGGGGCCUCAUGUCGACAGCUGGGGCUUUGUGGACAUCAGCAAGAGCACAGAUUUCUUCCGCAUGUGUGUGGAGUUUGCUAAGUUUCAGUUCAACCAAGCCCAGCCGGAUGAGUAUGCCUACAAGCUGCUGUGGGUGCGGCGAAGCCAGCGCAAGCAGUAUUCUUGGAUAUAUUUAAUGGAAUUGGAGAUGGGCCGCACAGUCUGUAAAAAACACGAUGAAGACAUCGACAACUGCCCCUUGCAAGAAGGCCCAGGCGAGAAACAGGUGGACUGCACUUUUGUUGUGGAUACUCGACCCUGGUUUUCCCAGUUCACCCUCCUGAACAGCACCUGUGUGUGA